GACCCAAAUAAAGACACGGAGUGGAAUGACAUCCUGCGCAAGAAAGGUAUCCUUCCUCCAAAGGAAAACCUGGAGGAGCAGGAGCGUGCAAAGGAAGAGGAGCAGCUUGCCAUUCUUCAGAAGUCUCUUGUGAAAACUUAUGAGGACAUGACUCUGGAAGAGCUAGAAGAGAAUGAAGAUGAAUUUAAUGAGGAAGAUGAGAAAGCUAUUGAAAUGUACAGGCAGCAACGGUUAGCAGAGAUGAAAGCAACUCAAAUGAAGAAUAAAUUUGGGGAAGUUUUGGAGAUUUCGGGAAAAGAUUAUGUUCAAGAGGUUACAAAAGCUGGAAAAGGUAUCUGGGUAGUCCUGCACCUCUACAAACAAGGAAUUCCACUCUGUGCCUUAAUCAAUCAACAUAUGAGCGGGCUUGCAAGAAAGUUCAGAGAUGUGAAAUUCAUCAAAGCUAUCUCUACCACCUGCAUUCCCAACUACCCUGAUAAGAACCUGCCUACGAUAUUUGUCUACCUGGAAGGAGACAUCAAAGCUCAGUUCAUUGGGCCCCUGGUGUUUGGUGGCAUGAACCUGACAAGGGAUGAAUUGGAGUGGAAGAUUUCGGAGUCGGGUGCCAUCAAGACAGACCUCGAGGAGAACCCCAGGAAGCAGAUCCAGGACCAGCUCAUGUCUUCAGUCAGGGCAUGUGUCCCAGCUAGGGGGGAGAGUGACUCAGAGGAUGACUAAGUCCUGCAAUGGCAUCAAGAUUGAUAGAGUAUGCUUCCCACCUAGAGCACUGGAGACUCUCAUCAAGAUCUCGCUGAGCCCCAGAAGGGCGGAAUUUCAAGACAGCCAUUUAUCUAGAAACUUCUAGAAACCAGAAAGGUUUCUUUUU
Messenger RNA from Cariama cristata (Red-legged seriema), 865 nucleotides. It is a transcript of the gene PDCL3, whose product is annotated as phosducin-like 3. The record is from RefSeq and is a predicted model, not a curated record. Gene Ontology annotation, cellular component: cytoplasm. Lineage: Eukaryota; Metazoa; Chordata; Aves; Cariamiformes; Cariamidae. Gene Ontology annotation, biological process: positive regulation of gene expression; angiogenesis; protein folding. The annotation marks the transcript as partial. The transcript has 5 exons.